Messenger RNA from Chrysemys picta bellii (western painted turtle), 3847 nucleotides. NCBI's taxonomy places the organism in Eukaryota, Metazoa, Chordata, Testudines, Emydidae. The record is from RefSeq and is a predicted model, not a curated record.
CCGAGAGCAGCCGCCUGGACCAGCUGGGAGGGGCCGGUCCCCGGGACGCUCCACACUGGGCUGCAGAUCGCCCCCCGGGGACUGUCCCUUUAAGAGCGGGGCGGGCUCAGGCUCGGGCUCGCGGCGCUGCCGGGUGCAGUCCCGGCCCCUUCCCGCGCUGGGGGUCCUGGCCGGGGCGAACCCUGUCCCGGCCCCGUCUUCUCUAGCUGGAGCCUCCUUUCUCGUCAUCACGGCUGCCUUGUGAUGCUGCUAGUGCCUGCCUGCCUGGCAAGUCAAAACAUGCUCCGGCCCCAGUGGACUAACAGCAGAAGAUGGCAGAGCUGCCGGAGGUUGGGGAGGCUUUGGGGGAGGGCAGUUUGGUGACUACCACAUUUGAGGGCUGCCGCCUUGCAGGCAACAGGCUGAACCUAGAUGUGUACCCUGAUGGCUGUCGCCAGUUCCUCGAGCUGUUUGAGAAACGAAGGGAAGAGGUGGACCAGGAGGAAUUCCUGCGGCCGUACUGCACUGGGGCCCCCGUUGACUGCACGCUGGUUUCCGUGCCCCCAGGUGGGCAUGCCCAGGAUGAAUUCGGUGCUUGUCAGCAGGGUUCCCUGACAACCUUGCCACAAGAUUUUGGGAGUCUGCUAUGUCUCACUCAUCUGGAUCUCAGCUUUAAUAGCUUCUCCAGGUUGCCCAGCUGCGUCACUGACCUUGCCAGCCUCCGUGUGCUCUUGGUGUGCCACAACAGCUUGGUGGAGCUGCCCGAAGACUUUGGCCAGCUCAGUAAGCUGACUUUCUUCUCUGCCAUGAAAAACCAGCUCCGGGAUCUACCACGGAGCAUCGGGGAGCUGGCAGCGCUGCAGAGACUGGACCUGUCUGAAAACGCCCUGCAAUCACUUCCCGACGAGAUUGGGAGUCUGUAUAACUGCAUGGAGCUGGAUCUCUCAGGGAAUCAAUUGAUGGGCGUCCCAGACUCACUUGCCAAUUUGCGGUCUCUGCAGCAGCUGCGUCUUCACAGCAAUCUCCUGGUGACUGUCCCCGCAUCCCUUGCCAGCCUUCCCAACUUGUCCAGGCUUGACUUGCAGAACAACUGGCUCCGCUCCAUCCCCCCCGAGAUCCAGCACUCUCCCUUCGUGCACCUGCGGGGCAAUCCGCUAGGAGAACCUGAGAUCCCCCUGCAAUCUGGUAAUUGCGUCUCUGGCUUGACUGCAUCUCAGACAGCUGCUCCCAGGCUCUAUUCUAAGGGGUGCCGUUCUGUUGGUGUCUCAUGGCAAUGCCCUGUUGUCCCCUGCCAGGAGGUGCAGAUCUGGAUGCCUUACACCUCCCCUCAGACUCUGCGUGAGCGAGAAGUGGUAGUUCGGACCUUCAAUGGGCAGAGCUGGAGCGACCUGCAAACCAAGGUGGAGCGGAGAGGAAAGCCGAAGAAGCACAUGGCUUGCUGUAGCAUCCCCCACUUCUCCUGGUUCCUGGUCAUCUCUCGGCUCGUGGAGAAUAAAUGUAGUGUCCCAUCAGAGGGGACGUUGCUCUUUUCCACAGUGGAUCCAAGCAUCAAAGUGACCUUCCCUCCUGGAGUCACAGAGGAGACUCGGAGCGUCACAUUGCAGGUGUUGCCAGUGUUGGCAGAGGAGCUGGCAGAGAUCACAGAUGAUCCAGAGUCCAAAGCCGGUCCCCUGCUCUGCCUCUCCCAGAAUUCCACUGUGGAUUUCCUCAGGCCAGUUAAAAUUCAGCUCCCGCUACCUCCAGGGGUCACAGGUCUCACCCUAGAUCGCUCCAAGCUGCAUCUUCUUCACGGCAACCUGCAAGCCCAAGCCUGGGAUGAUAUCACCAAUCAGGUGGUGCUGGAGUUCACCCACCUCUACGCACGGUUUGAAGUCACCCACUUCUCCUGGUACUGGCUGUGGUAUACCACCAAGACCUACGUCGGCGGCAUCGCUAGGAAGGUGUACGAGAGGCUGCGCCUGUACCAGGUGAACUUCAUAGCGCUGCAGAGGAAGAAGGACCCUGAGCAAGUCUUGCUGCAGUGUGUCCCCAAGCACAAGGUCGAUCCUGUUCUGGGAAAGCUUCAUGACCGCUACCAGGGCCCGGAGCCCUCUGACAUUGUGGAGUUGUUUGAGGGGGAGCAGUUCUUUGCAGCCUUCGAGGGAGGCAUCAACAUUGAUGCUGACCGCCCAGACUGUGUGGACGGACGGAUCUCGUUCAUCUUUUACUCCCACUUGAAGAACAUGAAGGAAAUCUAUGUGACUGCUGAAGUGGACAGGAAAGGCCAAGCUGUGAGAGGGCAGGUCUCCUUCUAUCGUGGCGAAGUUCCAGACAAUGUCCCUGAAGAUGCCACCAAGAAGAGGAAAGGGCCCGACUCCCACUGGCUGGCUACUCUGCCAAUCAAACUGCCUAAACUGAAAUCCCGCUCGGGUGAGCAUUCAGAGCCCAAGAACGGUUUCUCCUUCCCUCCUCUGAACCUGGGGAAUGCCGAGACCGGCUACCUGACACAAGCUAAUCUGCUUGGCAUCGCCGGGCGCAUUGGAGCCGACUGGCAAACUAUUGGCUUGAACCUGGGGCUGCCCUAUCAGCAGAUCAAACGAAUAGGAUACAACCACAGGGAGGACCUGGAUAGUCAGAUCCUGAACAUGCUCUUCUCCUGGGCCCAGCAAAACUCUGAGGACCAAAACUGCGUGGAGAAGCUGAUCACAGCCAUGAAGGAGAGUGGCCGCCAGGACAUUGCAGAUGAGAUUGAAACUGUCAUUGAGCUGGGAAGGCAGAAAUACAGGGCGUCCAUCCGCCGGGUGGGCCUGGACCAGGAGAGCAGCGCUGAAGACUCUGCAAUAGCCAUGGUGUAGCAGCCAGCAGAAGGAACUCUGCUUCUUACUGUGGUGACCCCUCCCCUGUGCACAAGGUGGCAUGGCUGCAUGGGGAACUCCCAACUGAUCCACAUACCACCAUCUGCCAUGCAAGCUGGGGGGCGCCAGCUGGAUUAUGAUCAUCCACUACUAAUCCACUGUGCUCUGCGAAGGGUAUGCUAGUGACUUCUGUUAAGUCCAUACGUGCCAACUUCCCAGUGUAUGGGAAAGGCUGGUGAGUCCUGCGUUCAGGCCCUCUGGCUUUAGGUGUUAGGGACGUGGAGAAAUUCAGAGAAGUUAAAUAAUGGAGAACACUGCUUUUAAUAACAUUGCUGUAAUAGAUAUGUAUAUAUAACUUACGCCUAAACCUACGUUCUGCUAAUGAUUUGGGACCUGAACAUUCCUCACCACAUCUCUUCCUUCAGCAUUUCUGUAGGGACAGAUUCAUUUGUGUUCUGGUGUUUGAUGUAAAACUUAAUGGGGGAAUCCCACUAUACUAGCUUGUGCUGUGAUCCUCCCAGAUCUCCAAGCAAAGGUUGGGUCAGUAGUUGGAUGGGGGACCUCCAGCUAUCUAUUUUAGGUACCAAUAUGGUCCCCAUUACCAUAAUAUCUGAGCACUUCACAGUCUUUAGAGUGGGAAAUUUAGCAACAUUUUCAUUUCCACUUCAUUUCCUGUGAAAACAUUUUUGUCUUUUUCCUUCCACAAACAACCAAACCCUGGAAAAGAAUUGUUUUUUGGGGGAGGGAGGGGAAUUUUGGUGUUUGGGUAGUUUUUGUUUGUUUUUUCAUUGGUAGAAAUUUUCCAGUUUUUCCAACUUCUUGUUUUGUUCAAAAACCAUUUUGCAAUUAUUAUUUUUUUAAAAGCCUCAGUUAUUUUUUAUUUAUUUAUUUAUUUAUUUGCCCAACUCUAGGGCUCUGUGGGGCUGGAGGUCUUUUGGACGAGACCUAAAACCUGGCAGCUCUUGACCGUAGGUUCCAUUUUACUUUCUGCAAUAAAUUAGGAGGUUGAACCCACCGUCCUGGCCAAAUGCCAA